UAGGAAGAUGGCGGCGGCCCCGCUGUACUGUGUCUGCCGGCAGCCCUACGAUGUGAGCCGGUUUAUGAUCGAGUGCGACAUCUGUAAAGACUGGUUUCACGGCAGCUGUGUGCAGGUAGAAGAGCAUCAUGCUGUGGAUAUCGAUGUUUACCACUGCCCCAACUGUGAUGUUGUACAAGGACCCUCCCUGAUGAAAAAGCGCAACAACUGGCAUAGGCACGACUACACAGAGCCAGACGAUGGAACCAAGCCGGUGCAGGCCGGGACACCAGUGUUCGUCAAGGAGCUGCAGAGCAGGAGCUUCGCCGGUGGUGAGGAGAUCAUGAUGCGGAUGAAGGGGGAGCAGGUGACACCCAAGUACCUGGAGAGACAUGGCUUUAACCACCCUAUAAUGGUCACAGAGAUGGAGGGACUUGGACUCAAACUACCAGACCCUUCUUUUUCUGUCAAAGAUGUGGAGCAGUACGUGGGAGGAGACAAAGUCAUCGAUGUGAUUGAUGUUGCCCGGCAGGCAGACAGCAAAAUGAAGCUCAGCGAGUUUAUCAAGUAUUUCACCAAACCACACCGACCGAAAGUCCUCAACCUCAUCAGCCUGGAGUUCUCUGACACAAAGAUGUCCGAGCUUGUGGAAGUCCCUGACGUAGCUCAGAAGAUGUCCUGGGUGGAGAACUACUGGCCCGACGACUCCCUCUUCCCCAAACCUUUUGUCCAGAAGUACUGCCUUAUGGGGGUCAAGGACAGCUACACAGAUUUCCACAUAGACUUUGGAGGCACCUCCGUCUGGUACCAUGUUCUCUGGGGUGAGAAGAUCUUCUACUUGAUCAAGCCCACCCCCGCCAACCUUGCACUAUAUGAGGCAUGGAGCUCCUCGCCCAAUCAGAGUGAAGUGUUCUUUGGGGAAAAAGUGGACAAGUGCUACAAGUGUGUUGUGCCCAAAGGAACAACCCUGCUCAUCCCUACAGGCUGGAUCCAUGCUGUUCUCACCUCUCAGGAUUGCAUGGCGUUUGGAGGGAACUUCCUUCAUAACCUCAAUAUUGGCAUGCAGCUCAGGUGUUAUGAAAUGGAGCGUCGUCUGAAAACUCCUGACCUCUUCAAGUUUCCAUACUUUGAGGCCAUCUGUUGGUAUGUGGCCAAGAACCUUCUGGAAACACUAAAAGAGCUAAGAGAGGACAACUGUCCGCCCCCAACCUACCUGGUGGAGGGAGUCAAGGCUUUAAUCAGUGCACUGAGGACCUGGUUGAAAAGAGAGGUGACUGAACCCACCAGUGAGGUACCGGACAAUAUCAGGCCCAACCAUCUCAUUAAAGAGCUGACUAAAGAAAUCCGCUACCUGGAGGAGGAACCAGUCAAUGGUAGCAAGCCAGUGAAAUCUCAGGGAAGUGGAUGUGGAACACCGUCGGGAUCAAACGGCUGCCCGGCCACUCGCUCCACACUAGAGAGGCUCUGCCAGGCUCGGCGGGCGAGGAGGGCUGCCAGGAGGCUGAGGGAGCAGCAGCGACAGGCCCCCAAACUGCCCUCCAACCUGGACAUCCUAGAGCAGCACACCAGGGAGGUGCUGAAGAGGCUGGAGGUGGGACCGCUGGAGGAGGAUGCAGCGUUCUGUGCCAAGGUUCAUGGGAAGCUCAACAAAGCGUCAACCGCGUCAGCUGCUGCUGCAGAGUCUCUGGACGACAACCACCUGCGGCUAAUGCUGGUCAACGGCAGAAUCAUCAGAGAUUUAAGGCGUCCAGCCAGCAGCCCGUUGAAGACGGAGGGUGAGAAGUCAUCGGACAGCCAAGGCCCACCAAAGAGUCGCGUAGAUGUGAAGUCCGAGAGGACACAGGGCGGUCUGGAGCAGCACAGCACGCUGGAGAAACCUGCACUCCUCAGGGGUCUGGAGAGGAUGAAGACUGAACUCAGGGAAGAAGUCUCAGGACACUCGAGUGUGUCGGACGGGGAGUCGGACAAUGACUCUCCCACAGAGCAUAAAGCAUCAUCAUCAUCGUCGUCGUCGUCGUCGUCAUCGUCCUCCUCCUCCUCCUCCUCCUCCUCUUCUGGAGACGAUUCAGAGAGUUCCCAAGAAGAGGAGGAGAGGGUCUCAUCACGGCAGAAAGGCUCAGGGCACACCAUAGAGCUGGACCAGUCUGGCCAGAAACUCAGGCACAAACACAAACCACUCAAACGAGAACGUCCUACCUCACCCAGCACAGAAGAGGCCAUUCAGGGGAUGCUGUCUAUGGCCGGUCUGCUGUGCCCCUCCAAGCCGGAGAAGGUAGCUUCAUCCCAGGAGCACUGGUGGUCCGGCUCAGCCCAGUGCUCGCCACUGGAGCGGAGGGAGGCGACACAGCAUCAGCACCGCCUGCAGGGGGACAAGAGCCCAAUGGACAGCCAGGGCAACAGCAGCGAGGCCUGGGACAAUCAGGGGCUCCCCAGCCCAGAUACGGAGUACCAAUACUGUGACCCCUCCAUGUCUCCACCCCUGCACCCCUCCAAAAGACACGCACCCAACCCCCCACCAAUCAGCAAUCAGGCCACCAAAGGCAAGAGGCCCAAAAAAGGAAUGGCCACCGCCAAGCAGAGACUGGGAAAGAUCCUCAAACUCAACAGACACAGCCGUGUCUUUGUCUAACACUCCAAAACCUUCACAACCUGCAAAAACAUGUUGGGAUGUACUCUUGAAACAAAAAAAGAAACAUUUGUGUGUUUGUGUCCAGAAACUUUUGUGCUGUAGAAAUUAAGAAAUGAUGAAAAAAAAGAGAGAACACUGCCUGGAGACGACCGUAACUGAACAAAUCUUGACACGAAAAACACGCUCACUGUGCAUGCUUAGGAGACAGGGUAUUGGAUUUGAAAUAAGCAAGUGCACGACUUCACCACAAGCACACUAAGAACAAAAAAAUAAGGAGCUACGGGAAGCGGAGAGGACAAACUUGUUAUGAAAUUUUCUGCUGCAGGGAUGAUGGAGUGAAGCUCCUGCGGGCAUUUUUUUUUAAACGGACAAAAGGAGGUUAAGGAGGUCUACCAAACAAAACAAGAAUGAUUGCUACUGAUGCCAAGAUCAUCUGCAUCACAUUUCCUCUCUCCGCUGAACGCACCACCUCCCCACAGCUUUUCGCAAAUAGAAGAGGAAGGAACGGAGCUGUAUCUUUCUUGCAGGGUGUUUAUUUUUCCCUCUCUAACCCUGGAGGGGCGGUGUGCGGCAAAACGAGGUGCUAAGGAGGAGAACUGAUAUUUCAAAAUGGUGCUUAUUGUUUGUACUUUUCUCCACUCAUGCUUGUCCCCCAAUUCCCCCCUUUUAUCUCAAUCACACCAGCAAUAAUGACUUUGAGGAGAGGUCGGUGAGAGGCAGCACUCUGGUGCAUGAAUUCCCCUCUGAUUUGUCUGUUUGUAGAUGUCGGUGCGCCACAGACUCGCACAAUCUAGUGUUGAAAAUCUGCACUAUGUUUGAGUAUUUAGGGAUUCUGAGCUGUUUAAGAUGUCCAAAGUGCUCCCUCUCCAGUGAAAAUAGGAAUUAAGAGUCAUGCCACGACUCCUGCUUAAUUUAUUGUUUUAUCUGUGAUGUUGAUUUUUUAAUGUGUUAUUUUUAUGGAUUCUGAAUGAUGUAUUUAUUAAUUGAAAGAGAAUGAUUUUAUUAUAUUUUGACCCUACAACCUCGGCUAUUCUGAGGAUUUUUUUUUCCUUUUAUAGUUUUUUUUUUUUUUCUUUUUUAUUAUCUUUAACAUUUUGUAAAUGUGGAUGUUUUAGCGUUCAUGUGAUCUUCAUCUGUUGAGUAGCAAUUUACCUACAAAUCUUUGAUUACCUUCUAUGCUGUCACAACUCUUUCCCCUCAAGUUGAAUAGAUCCUGUGUUGAUUCUUGUCUGUUCUGGUUUCCUCUUCUCUCUGUAGCCAGACGUGUUGGGUGGGCUAUGUGCGAAUAGAAACUAGGUUAGGUUGAGAGAUGUCCACAUCUACACCUGAGCUUUUCCUCAACUUGUGCCACUUAUCAUUUAGCAAAAAAAAUAAAUCUGAGCCACUGUGGUAGAUCCAAAGUAGUCGAAGAAGUGAACGUUUGAGGAACUUAAAUGGGAUGAGUGACUUUUUUUAAGAAAAAAAUGCUGAUGUGAGAUGUGUGUUUUUGCUCAGAGUGCGCAGUUCUUCACUCUCAGGGAAUGAUGCCAUGGACAUAAACUUUCGAUUAACCAGCAGCCACGUCAUGGAUGCAGACAGAACUCAAGACUUUUCACAUUCACCUCCUGCUUUGAAGAUGCUGAGGUUUGCUUUUUUCCUUUAUCGCUCUAAAAAUAAUUUCACAGUUGUGGUGUUUUUGGCUACCUUCUGUUCACAUGGAUCUGGUAUUGUCCCCUUACUGCUCACUUCAGUGUUACUCACCCAUCGGCUAACUGCCGCCGCGUAGCUUUAAGACCACUCUUUGGACAGCGUGAACGCUUUGCUCAGGUCAACUUGUUGUGACUGUGAUCAAUCAUUCAGCCCUGACGAGCUGUUCUACAUAAUCCCAACACAAAGAACCAACUCUGGAAAAAAAGAAAGCCCAGACUGAUUUUCUUCUUUUAUUACACUACACUUUAACCUUUAAACUCUUUGCAUGUUAAACUCUCAGAGCUGGCCCGCAGGCAGGGUUUGGUAUAAGCUGUUAGUAUUCAUCCUACAGGAUCUGUCCCUCUUUGCUUUGUUAUGCAGCUCUUUAAGCAUUUGUGUUUCGUGCGUUGGUUCUUGCAAUGUUUUCUUUCCAGAUUUAAAUGGCUUAGGAUUUAAAGUAUACAAACACUGGCUAACUGUGACACUGUUAAUGCGUUGCAUUUUGUUUCUGCAUUUCAAAAAUUGCGUGUAAAUAAAACUAAUGAAAUGA
Messenger RNA from Cheilinus undulatus (humphead wrasse), 4826 nucleotides. It is a transcript of the gene kdm7aa, whose product is annotated as lysine (K)-specific demethylase 7Aa. Gene Ontology annotation, molecular function: transcription coregulator activity; histone demethylase activity. The transcript has 18 exons. Gene Ontology annotation, biological process: regulation of transcription by RNA polymerase II; protein demethylation. The record is from RefSeq and is a predicted model, not a curated record. Lineage: Eukaryota; Metazoa; Chordata; Actinopteri; Labriformes; Labridae. Bases 8 to 2608 code for a protein of 866 amino acids.